Molecule: messenger RNA, 387 nt
Organism: Leptosia nina
Lineage: Eukaryota; Metazoa; Arthropoda; Insecta; Lepidoptera; Pieridae
Source: the annotation of a GenBank genome assembly
AUGUCUAUCUCAAAGCCCAAUAAACAGGUGAGAACUUAUCAGCCAACGUACCAGUUGAAACCGCGGAAGCCUUUUUGCAUUGAGGUUGUAGAAAAGAUAUUGAAGCGUAUAGUUGACUCGGAGUUGGAUGAAAUCGAAUACAGUGAGAAGGCGGUGCCAGAUCUUUGCUCUAGUUUGGCUGAAAACAUUCGCGGUGCCGUGAAAGAAGAAAAUUACGAUAGAUACCGUAUAAUAGUCUUGGUUUCCAUCGGUCAACGAAGGCAGCAGAGCGUUCAUGUCUUCCACACUUUCCUCUGGGACCACGAACGAGACGGUUUCGCAUCAUACAACUACGAGAACUGUCAUCUGUAUGCUAAUGUUGUGGUCUAUGGGGUGUAUUUGGACUGA